Drosophila busckii is the source of this 3032-nucleotide messenger RNA. RefSeq names its product synaptotagmin-7 (gene Syt7). The transcript has 9 exons. Gene Ontology annotation, molecular function: clathrin binding; SNARE binding; calcium-dependent phospholipid binding. The coding region runs from base 23 to 1285 and encodes 420 amino acids. Gene Ontology annotation, biological process: vesicle fusion; calcium-ion regulated exocytosis; regulation of dopamine secretion. Gene Ontology annotation, cellular component: membrane; axon; synapse. The record is from RefSeq and is a predicted model, not a curated record. Lineage: Eukaryota; Metazoa; Arthropoda; Insecta; Diptera; Drosophilidae.
UAGAGCUUUUAACGUGUGUAUUAUGGCGAGCAUCAUUCUAAUAGCUUGCCUAGCUAUAUUGGGCCUAAUCAUUGCGAUAUCACUCUUUCUGGCUGGAGGCUAUUUAUGGUGGAGGCAUAAAAGGUCACAAUUACAAUUUAUUGAACCAAACGAGGACGAAGAGUCCAGCAGCUAUAGCCUGAGGGCCACUCAGGAGAUUGUGGACUCUGGAAAUCCACCAAGUAAGCCGCAGGCACCUCCGGUAGUGGCCUCACAGACGAUCACCACGCCAUUGCAAAACAAUAUUAAUCGUAAACUGAACGGAUUCUUAAACCUCAGAACACCUCUCAUUGGGGGUAGCUCAACAUCUACGCCUUCAAAAGCUCCAAAUCUUUCAACAAGUGGCAGUGCAACUGAUGGUACAUCCAAAGAUUCCGCGAAUAAAAGCAUCUCAAUGACAGACAUGUAUCUCGAUAGCACGGAUCCAAGUGAAAAUGUUGGACAAAUACAUUUUUCUUUGGAGUACGAUUUUCAAAAUACAACGCUUAUAUUAAAAGUGCUUCAGGGAAAAGAGUUGCCCGCAAAAGAUUUAAGUGGCACUUCCGACCCGUAUGUACGAGUUACCUUGCUGCCUGAUAAAAAACACCGUUUAGAAACAAAAAUUAAACGAAGAACUCUAAAUCCAAGAUGGAAUGAGACGUUCUAUUUUGAAGGCUUUCCGAUACAAAAGCUUCAGUCGAGAGUGCUUCAUCUACAUGUGUUUGAUUAUGACCGUUUCUCAAGAGAUGACUCAAUUGGGGAAGUAUUUUUACCGUUGUGCCAGGUCGAUUUCGCUGGGAAACAAUCGUUUUGGAAGGCAUUAAAGCCACCAGCAAAGGACAAGUGUGGAGAACUUUUAUCUUCACUGUGCUAUCAUCCUUCGAAUUCGAUUUUAACGCUAACUUUAAUCAAAGCAAGAAACCUGAAGGCUAAGGAUAUUAAUGGAAAGUCAGAUCCUUAUGUUAAGGUUUGGCUUCAAUUUGGUGAUAAGCGCGUUGAGAAAAGAAAAACACCUAUAUUUACCUGCACACUAAAUCCAGUUUUCAAUGAAUCGUUCAGUUUCAAUGUACCUUGGGAAAAGAUUCGUGAAUGCUCUUUGGAUGUCAUGGUUAUGGAUUUCGACAAUAUUGGACGAAACGAAUUAAUCGGGCGAAUAUUAUUAGCCGGUAAAAACGGCUCCGGCGCCUCAGAGACGAAGCAUUGGCAGGAUAUGAUUUCGAAGCCGAAACAAACUAUAGUACAGUGGCAUCGUCUGAAGCCUGAAUAAUUAUAUACCCAUGUAAGUAUAUGUAUGCAUGUUUGUAUGCAUGUACCUAAGUGCUACAAAUGGAAAAAAAUGUAUACACAAAGAAAGUGCACAUUGAAAAACUCUAAUUGAUCCAAAAUGAUAUGCAGUCAUAUAAAAAGUUGUGACUUCUCGGGCAUUAUAUCAUGGCUCUUUAAAAACAACAAGAAACUAAUUAAAUGCAAACAUUUCAGUAAAAGAUGUUUUAGCGCAAAAAUAAAUAAAUAUGUAUAUCAGUUAUUGGCGUGAUUGAGAUAAGUAAUAUAAGAGAGAUGAACAUUUUUACGCUUAUAUAAACUGUUUUAAGACCACCUUGGCUUCAAAUUAUUUCAUCCAAACUAGUAACAAAUCUUUGUACGCUUGUCGAGUCGCUUGUCUGACCAGCUAUAACCUUCGGAUUGAGAAAAUCUUAAUAAAUAUUGUACUUAUUUAUCGCAUCCUACAAAACUGUAAAAAAGAAGAACUGAUACAUAUUAAACAUGUACAAUGCCAAUUAGUAUAUUUAUUCAUUGUUGAAAAUGUCAUAGCGAGUAGAUGCAGUUAGAAUGUUCAUUUGCUUUGUCUCAAAAUUUAUAAGUCAAACGAAGGAAUGGUUUUUGAAAUAGGGCGUUGGGAAAUUUCGAGCGCAAAGUCAGUUGACCUAUCACUCAAAACAUAAGUCAAACUGAGAAUGGAAAAUUGGUGAUCAAUGUAACUCAAAAUCCAACCGACAAGUCUUUGAACGAAAAAUGUUAUUUGUUUUUGAAAAUUUGCUGUACACAUAUAUUUUUUUCACAAAAUCAAGUUUAAAAGUUUUAGAAGCCGUCAUUUAGGAACAAUUAUUCCAAUUAUAGACAAGAAUUACACUAAUUAAAGAAAAGUCCUUAUUGUUUUAUUUUCUGAUGAUCCAAAUGGGGAAAUGCCAAGAUUAUAGAACUAUUGAACAAGAUUAUACUCUAUAGCUUUUGAUACAGGUUAAGUUAAAGUAAUAUAUUAUCAAAAAUUAUUUUCUAAAUAAUGACUCUUUUUUGUGACAGUUUACACCCCCCUUAAUAAAAUAGAAAAUAUGUUUCCUCAUAAUUGUUUAUGUAAAAGGGGUUACAGCAUGUCAGAAAUAUAUUGACUCGACCAAUGUACACAAACACUGUCAAAAUUUCUGUUAAUUUAAAACGUUUGAAGCGUAAUAUGAAAUGUUUUUAAAUUUCCUGAAUGGGUAAUUUUUAUAACCAAACACUUUUUAAGCAAAAACAAAUAGAAAAAAUCAAUUUAUUUGAAUACAAUGUAAUCGGAUUAUUUACAGCACACGAAUACGCACACAUAACCUAGUUAUUUGGCUUGAUUUAAACAAGAAAUAAUCGUAUGUAAGUUACUUUACUGUAUAAUGCUACAGUGUACGCCUAAAAAAAAUUAAAAAAUUGAUUUCUUAUAUACGAAAAUUGUAUAUAAUAAAAGUUAAUUGUUAUUAUUAGACUUAUAUUAACUGUAAAAUGAUAUUGUUACAAGUUACUUCAAAAUGCGAAUUGUUGAUUCUUUUAUAAUAAAAGAAAAAUUAUGUGCGAAAUGGAGAUUUAACAAAUAAAAGCAAACAAAAGAAAGUUAGAUUGUUAGGCUGUAAUAUUAUAUUAGCAAAGGCAAUAAAUAGGAACUAUAAAGGAAUUAGCCAACCAUUGCCGAACAAACGUCAGCUGUUGAUAAUGAAAAUAUUUGAAAAAAAACUGAAAAAAAAACCAAAUGCAAAACUAGUUUGAAA